CCGGCACUGUCAAAAACAAAAUCAAAUUCAAAGCAGAAGGAUCCAUGAAUAUCUCGAACCAAAGAAAAACUUAAAGACUAGACGAGAUACAAAUGAAUAAAAGAAAUCCCGUAGUACAACGGUGGAGCCAUCAGUUUCAAGUUGUCGUGUAUUAUACCAGCAUUGCUAUGCUACACCAAAACCAAAAUCUUUCAGAGGCGGAAAAAAAAACAUAGUCUGAAGGAUGUGGACUAGCACUUUCUUUUAGACAAUGAGACUACGAGACAAUAAAUGAAAAGCGGCAUAUCAGCACUGAAGAUUUUGUUCCACCUGUUUUACAAAGAUAGUUCUUCCGCAUCCGGUACCUUUACCUAGAAGAAGUAGACAAAUACGUACGACUGCAAGUUAAAGUUUGUCGAACAGACAGGUCGUUUUGCCCGAUAGCGAUACAUAUCGCGAUCCAAGAUCGGAAGGCAGAAGAGGCAAUACACUUCAUUCCGCUAAUAUAAUCGGAACUGUCCUCUUUAACCAAAGGCCUCUAUUCGGAAACUUGUAUGUCGGUGCUGUCACUGUUUACAGAUAGUACAUGAGUAGCUUGUUUUGGUCAAGACUGACGCCCUACGCAUUAAAUUGGUUUCAUCUACUUCCUCAUCCGCGUAUUUCCGUCCUGCCAGAAGUGUUUUGAUAAACACAAGAACUAUUCACAUUCACAUUCACACUAAGAUACCACCACUUUUUUUUCAGUUUUAUCCGUGCCCACUUCUGAUAUACUUUGUUUGCCACAUCUGAAGUAAAAACUUUACGGAAUUGUUCUGGAUUUCCCAAGGCGACACAGGUUUUGUCGCGCAUGUUGUAUGACUCAUCAAAUAAUUGAUUCUACUUGUAGUAGCUCGUGCUUUUUCAUCGUCGCUUUUUUUCUAUUUUCAAGUUGUGGCAGAAAAGAGUAGCGUUCAUUCUUUCUGUUGCGCCUAGAGGAUAACACAUAUGCGGCAGAAUAUGAUCCUCUGAUCACACGGAAAAGUUAAAUAGAGCCGCCGCGAAGUAGAAGAUUCUUGAUGGCAGAAGAACAUGCGGUUGUUGGCAAAUCAUCUGCGAGAAAUUAGAAUAAACCAUUUCAUCAUAUUUUUUUCCUAACCAAGAACCCUGUACUAAGUACAAGAACGACCUGUUGUGUACAAAAUCAAGAAAGCGAAAGCGAUUGUUUCACCGAUAAUUAUCAAGAAAGCGAAAAGGAAAACUUGUUUCAUCACCAAUACUACACACAAAAAACUUGUAGCCAUGGUGCGUGGUCCUUAUGCUAAGCCCGUUCUGAGACAAUCACAAUUUUCCAAUUCUGAACACGAGCAUUCGAGCAACAAUUCUCGCAGAACACAACAACAACUCCUCGGAGGUGUACUACAGCCUACUAACCUAAAGGCAGCUGCUGCUUCAACAUUGUCCACUAGCAGUGUAGCGACCAUGUCGGCCCGUCGCGGAGCUACUACUUCUACCCCACCAGGCACAGCAGGUGCCCCAAGAACGACCUCCACGAGGACUACUACGUCGAAGAACCACCGCCCCGCAGCUGCAGGAGCCUCUCAGUCGACCUCCGGACAACAUCAUGUUGGUCAACAUCUGGCACAGUUCCCCUCGGAGCAGGCGUUACGCAUCAGCCGCGAAAACGUCGCCGCGCUGGACAAAAGAAUGCAGCAGCAGGAGGUGGAGCUUGGCGCUGGCGCGCAGGAUUUGGAUUCUGAGGCUGCAGGAGCAGCUGUUAUUAACAACAAGACUGGCACCAUUGGCACAACAACUUCUUCUUCUACCCCCCUAUCAUCAACUUCCGUCUCCGUUCCGCAGCCGACGUUCUUUUCACUGACCGUGGCGGAACGAGUGUUGCUGACGGAUUACUAUAGCAGUAAGCUGUGUCACUGUUUUGUUUUUGAUGAGAAGAAGAUGCACGCCCUGGCGAAGCGGAAGCGGUUUUCCUGCACCAGCAUAUCAAGUGCAAAAAUGUCUGGGUCUGGAAAAGUGUAAACUUGUCAUGCAGAUUUUCCAUGACCCAUGAGGUCUGGAAUGCGGCUCGUAGCAUGACAGACUCUGCGACGAGGUCUCUGCCAUGCCUAUCCUGCAUGAGAAACUCCACCCUAACUUGGUCAAAAGUGGACAGCUUUUGGGAAUCACGCAACACAGAUUCUUACAUGAUUCAGAUUUACCAUGACAAGUUGCACCUUCCAGACCCAGACAUUUUUGCAUUUGAUACAGCAAGGACGAAGACGACCGUAUCGCGUCGGAGGAGGCGAAAAUCCAGGCUCUGCUCCACCGCUGCCGCAAGCUGCGCGAAAGCAUGUCGGCCGCCGCUCUGUACUCCGCGGUGGUGCUGUUUCGCGCGUACGCGGCGCGCGUCUGCAUCCCCGCGGACGAUGAGGAACAGUGGGUGGUUGCACUGUUGACCGCGAUCCUUGUCGCCAUGAAGGCGGAAGAAUGCGUGAUCAAGCCCGAGUUCAUCAAGGGCCUCGGCCUGCAACUUUUCGAAAAUUAUAACUAUGAUAAUACGUCAAACGAGGACGAAGAAACCGAAACAUUUUUCAAAAAUCGUGGUGGAGCGGCUCCUGCUAGUCGCACUAGAACAAGCGCAACUGCGGGUGGACCUCCGACUACUAGUACGGCAACAACCACAGAAGCAGAACAGACGUCGCCCUCUUCUAUGGCGUUUGUUUACUCUGGAGGACUACUUUCUGAUCUCCUACAGCGUCUGUCUGACAAUGGUGACAAGGGUGAACAACAAGGACUUCCACCUGGCCCUGCAGGUGGUGCGGCUAGUAAGAACCACGACGGAAUGAAAAUUUUAAACCACCAGACGAGCGAAAAUGCUACUUCUAUUGCUAUUGCCCGGGUCACGGAGUUUUGUUGGCAGAAAGCAGUCGAGAACGAAUUGAACUUCCUGACCGCCCUGAAUUUCCAAAUUACUGUGGAAAAACCCUUCGCGGUCGUUGCGUUACUCCAGGAAAUGGCGGAGCGGGAGUGGAUAUGCAUUGCAAAAGCAUCGUACUAGUAGAAAUUGCAUUGCAAAUUACCUCAGCAUGACAAAUGGAAUUUGUCAUGCUGUUUUACCUUGGGAUGUAGAUUUGUAAUGCAUAACUGCAAUUACUACGAAGACGAACGAGUACGAUAUUUUUGCACAGGAUAGUAGAUCCAGGACAUCAUCAUGAACGAUCCCCCGAAAAAGGCGAUCGAGCAGAAGAUAAAAUCUCUCCGGUUCAAACUGACCGCGAAGCAGAUCAUCUCCGCUGCCAUCCUGGAUGAGGCACUGUAUUGCCCCGUCAAGCUGAUUAUGAAUGAAGCAAAAGUACAACGAUCACGCUACGAGUGUUGUAGAUAAGUAGCAUCUUCACAAAUUUUUUCUGAAGUAGGAAAAAUUGAAUUUGUAAUGCUGAUACCUAAGACUAGCCAGAUUUGAUGUCAUGCCUAACUGCAAAACUUACUACCACGAGAACAAGUGUGAUACUUUUGCAAAAUUGCAUACUGAUCGCCCUGGGACUGUUCAUCUCCACCGGUCAUCGCAUCCCGGCCGAAGCCAAAGUUGCGCUGCAAGGGAAGCCGCAGGACGUCGCCAUGGUGAAGCGGAUCGUGAGCAAAAUUCAGGCAUUCGCCGCGAUGAGUGCCCCCGGCGGAGUUGUGACAUCGAACGGCAGCAGCUCAACUGCGGGCGUGGCGGUUCUGAAGGAAUUUCCCUACGCGGGGUUCUAUCCGAGGAUCGCGGGCAAAAAGUUGUCCGUCGAAGAAAAACAGUUGGAUCACGUGAUGAAAAAGACCCGAGGCAAAAGAUUUUUACCAGGAAGUAGAAAUAAGAGCACAGCUGCGGGCUGGAAGUCGGUGAAAAGGGGAGCUGCAACUGGUGCGAGUCGGGCAGCUGGUGAUGCCAGUUCAGCGACGUGUCCGACCUCGACGGACCACUGCUUAUCAGGUUGAUUUUUGGUUCGACCGAGGAUCGUCCGGAUCGAGCAGCAGCCAUGGAAGAUAGUUCUGUCAGAUCAUUGAAGAUAUUAAUUGGAAAUAAACUUAUUCUUGGAAACAUAGAUCAGUAUGAAAAAUUCGUGUUCUUGGAUUUAAAACUUUGGAUACUUCAGUAAAAGUUUAUUUCGAAUAGAAAAUAUUAUUGGAACAUGAUGUUAGUUCCACUUGGAGCACCAUUGGCAUGCGGAGGUACAACAAAGCCUGGUAAUGUUUGAUAUCGUUAACGAAAACAUAGAACGUAAAUAAGGUGACCGCUAAAAUGGAAAUCCGAAAAAACAAAAACGUGGAAACGUAGAUAUUUUGAACGGUCCUCAUCGCCCUUUGGAGGUGCGGGUUUCCACGAGGAACGAUGGACAACCAGGGAACGAUGCACAACCGCCAAGCCCCGGCCCCCCUUGGCGGCUGCUUGUUCUUUCUUGCAAACCCUCGGAAGCCUGUUCCCGCUAUUCCCCAAGCUCCGCCCGGCGCUUGCCGCGGCCGGGCCGCGCAAAAUGCUGGCGCGCCGCAACCGCCCCGGUGCGCCUUCCUGCUCUCCGGAGGCGCCAUCGGCUGCCGGGCAAAGAGAAGAGGUCGCCGGCGGGCGGGCCAAAAGGAGGCGCGAAUAGCCCGGCCCCGCCCGCGCAGGCGCGAAGGCUGGGGCUUUGGGCCCGGGAAGGGCGUCGCGAGGCAGCGGGGGCAGCUCUAAAGGCAAAAGGAGCCCGCGCCCGCGCCCCUCGAAUGGGGCGCAGUCCCGGGGGCGACAAAAAACGCAGCGGGGCGAAACCACACGCCCAGGCCGCGACGCGGCCUCGCCGCUGAUGGCCGUUCCCCAUUCUUGGGUCGCUUCAAAAAAGUAGGCGCGCCAGAAGGCGCCCCGGCCUUUCCUUGAGAUAGGCUGUCUGGCGGUUUCGCCAAUGGGCCUCGAGGCAAUGCACGGGGUCCGUGCUGCCGCGGUAAAAAUGGCUUUGCGGGGGUGCGGAGGGGUUCCGGAUGGUGUCCCUUGCGGUGUGGCGCGUCGCUCGGGAAAAUCAUCCAGGCGAUUAGCCCGCAGCGCCAUCUCCUUGCCGCCCUCAUGGGGGUGAGUGUGCGUCGUGCUCCGUGCCGUGCAGCUGACAGCCAUAAAGGAGAGGCCAUGCGCAGGGGGCCCCAUAUCAACUCACGAUUGGCCGCGACUUGGCAAAAAUGAAUUUUGCAUCCGAAAAAUGUCGGAAAUGUCGCCUGCAAUACCCAUCGGGCGAUUCCUCUCCAACUUUAGUGCGGGUUUCCACAAGGAACGAUGGACAACCAGGAGCACAUCAAAGUAGGGAAAGCUAUUAGACUACAGAUCUACGACGUCACCUCUACUAGCACCACGGUGUAGUGAAUAUUAGAAUACGACUAAUUUUAUCUGCUGUCCUGUACAAUAUCAAUGUACAAUAUACGUGCGGAGGUCUAUAGGUAGAAGAUGAAGACUGAGACUCUUGAACAACAGCGCAUCUAGAUGAACUAGUGAGGAAGGUUUCUCCACCGGACCGGGGGCGAAAAAGUAGAUUGCAAGUGCGCCUCCGCCGCACACCGAGCGAACCUGCCCCCGAAGCCGAAGAUCGCUGUCGUCGUGUAAGAGUAGUUUAGAACUACAUCAGAUACUAGACAUCAUGAGAACGGUCGUGUGAUAGUACCCACCAUACCUGUCGGAAGAAACAAAAGAAUCUCCUUGAUUAUGCUAUCACGUCGCAGCACAUGAAGUCGUCGCUUCGUUGCAAGACCCUGCAAUUUGCAAUUUGUUGACAGGAUGAGCUCCUUGCUACAAAGGAGAAUAAAUGGCGACGUACUUAGUGUUAGCGCGCUGUGCUUGCUUGGGGGCGUUGAGCAUCUUGAAAAGACCCCCGGUGGUCGCAAUUUCAGGAGCAAACUACUAUACAAUAUAGACCAUUAAUAGGGAAAAAAACUUCAGCACCCAAGAGCAGCUGCAGCUACCGAGCAGAAAAGCGAGAAAUUAUAAUCGGACGUAAAGUACAGCACACAGCUCCUUUUUGCGGCAUUGAAAUGACCCGAAUACGAAUAGAUUCAUCGCUAAUUUUACAACUGAACUUUCUUUCUUGUCUCCGCUUGAAGUAGAUGUCGUAGGUAGUUCUUGCACUGUUCACCAUCAAAUGAAAAAAAAAUAAUGUACCAGUUUGAAGAAUAACUACUUUCGGUCGCCGUAGUGAAAAAUCAAGAACCUGAGCCUCCUGAGGAUUGCUGAGUUCUGUACCUCCAUAAGAGCACAAACAGAGGACGUCGACCUAAAAUUAUUAUCCAAGGAGUGUCGCUACGUUAUUUCUUCCGAUGAUACAUAGGAGAAGGCGCAGCUUUUCGCUCCCAGGAUAAUUUCAUGGCACCGGCACGUAUCAUGAUGAAGCAUCGUUGUAGGAUGAUAAAGACAAACGUGUAAAAAUUUUACAUUCUUGGAGAGGCACACAGCAAGUCAGUACGUGCUCGCGCCGCCAUCUUCUGGAUGUUGAACCAUUUGUUUUAUUAGCAAGUGUUUACACGACAAAUUUGAGAGCAAGGGUGCUUGUUGGCGAGAAGAUGAAACAAGAAACCAAAAUUGAUAGCGCGAUUGUUGUAUCACCUACUUACGUUGCUUCUCUGUUUGUGCCGAUGAGAAACAGAAGUACUUGCCGAUGCAAGGAAAAACUAUAAGUAAUGAAUGUUUCACGUGAACAAAAAGCCCAAGAAAAAA
Amoebophrya sp. A120 is the source of this 6655-nucleotide messenger RNA. NCBI's taxonomy places the organism in Eukaryota, Dinophyceae, Syndiniales, Amoebophryaceae. The record is from the annotation of a GenBank genome assembly.